UCUCUUGCUAAAAAGAAGUCUUCAAACCCUUUGCUUCGAGUGCAGAUUCGAGAAAAAGAGGUGAAAAAGAAAGAAAGAGAGCAAUCAUGAGUGCGGAUUGGGGACCGGUCAUCAUCGCGGUAGGCUUGUUCAUCCUCUUGUCGCCGGGGUUGCUCUUCCAGCUGCCUUCGAGGACUCGAGUGAUAGAGUUCGGAAACAUGUGCACAAGUGGGAUAGCCAUCCUAAUCCACGCCGUGAUAUACUUCUGCAUAAUCACCAUCUUGAUCAUUGCCAUUGGUAUUCACAUACAUAUCGAGUGA
Hibiscus syriacus is the source of this 299-nucleotide messenger RNA. RefSeq lists its product as uncharacterized. The record is from RefSeq and is a predicted model, not a curated record. The transcript has a single exon. The coding region runs from base 87 to 299 and encodes 70 amino acids. NCBI's taxonomy places the organism in Eukaryota, Viridiplantae, Streptophyta, Magnoliopsida, Malvales, Malvaceae.